Sciurus carolinensis (gray squirrel) is the source of this 3259-nucleotide messenger RNA. RefSeq names its product alkB homolog 4, lysine demethylase (gene Alkbh4). Gene Ontology annotation, biological process: actomyosin structure organization; oxidative demethylation; protein demethylation. The coding region runs from base 12 to 914 and encodes 300 amino acids. The transcript is spliced from 3 exons. The record is from RefSeq and is a predicted model, not a curated record. Gene Ontology annotation, molecular function: oxidoreductase activity; demethylase activity; actin binding. NCBI's taxonomy places the organism in Eukaryota, Metazoa, Chordata, Mammalia, Rodentia, Sciuridae. Gene Ontology annotation, cellular component: midbody; contractile ring.
GGGACGGCGCCAUGGCGGCGGCCGAGGACCCCGAGGUCCUGCAGGAGUGUGGCUGCAAGGGCAUCCGGACCUGUCUGAUCUGCGAGGGGCAGCGCUGCGGUGACCCGCCAUGGCAGCUGUCCCCGCAGAAAACACACCAUUUCCUCUACUGCUCGGACUCUGGCUGGGCCGUGGGGGCCGAGGACUCUGACUUUGAGGGCUGGGCCUUCCCAUUUCCGGGAGUGACACUGAUAGAGGACUUCGUGACGAGGGAGGAAGAAGCCGAGAUGGUGCGUCUGAUGGACUGCGACCCCUGGAAGCUCUCUCAGUCUGGGCGGAGGAAACAGGACUAUGGCCCCAAAGUCAACUUUCGGAAACAGAAGCUGAAGACAGCGGGCUUCCGAGGCCUCCCCAGCUUCAGCCGGGAGGUGGUGCACAGGAUGGGACUGUUCCCCGGGCUGCAGGGCUUCCAGCCCGUCGAGCAGUGUAACCUGGACUACAGCCCUGAGCGGGGCUCCGCCAUCGACCCCCACCUGGACGACGCCUGGCUCUGGGGGGAGCGGCUGGUGAGCCUCAACCUGCUGUCCCCCACCGUGGUGUCCAUGUGCCGGGAGGCACCCGGCAGCCUUCUGCUCUGCUCGGCCCCCUCUGCCGACGCCGAGGCCUUUGGGGACAGCGUGAUUGCCCCCAGCAGGUCUGUCCAGUGCCAGGAGGUGGAGGUGGCCAUCCCCGUACCCCGCCGGUCCCUGCUGGUGCUCACGGGGGCUGCGCGGCACCAGUGGACACAUGCCAUCCACCGCAAGCACAUCCAGGCCCGCCGCGUCUGCGCCACCUUCCGGGAGCUGUCGGCCGAGUUCCGGCCUGGGGGGAGGCAGCAGGAGCUGGGGCGGGAACUGCUGCAGCUCGCGCUCUCCUUUCAAGGAAGACCCGUGUGAGCUGCCUCCCGGGGCACCAGGGGACGGGAGCCAGAGCAGCGCCUGGCCAGAGCCAGCCCCACACUGACCACUUCCUCUGGACGGAGGGAGGCGGGAGCCCAGCGUUGGGACUUCUUUCUCUGGCAGUGCUGGCGAUUGAACCCAAGGGUGGUCUCCACUGAGCUACAGCCCCAGCCCUGUGAGUGUUCUAUUCUGAGAUUUGGUCUUGCCACGUUGCCAGGGCUGGCCUUGAACUUGGCAGUCCUUCCUUGGCCUCCAGGUGGCCUGGAUUGUAGCUGCGCCCACUGCACCCAUUUCCCCUCCUUAGGUUUUUUUUGGUACUGGAGAUGGAACCCAGGGGCACUUAACCACUGAGCAACAUCCCCAGCCCUUAUUAUUUAUUUUCAUUUUGAGACAGGGUCUCACUAAGUUACUGAGGCUGGCUUUGAACUUGGGAUACUCCUGCCUCAGCCUCCUGAGUCAGGGGAUUGUAAGCGUGUACCACCACGUCUGGCCCUGGUUAGGUUCUGAGAGAAGCCAUCUGACCUAAGCCCCGUUGUCUGUCUCAUAGGCAGUGCGUGCCUGAGGCCCUGCCCAGCUGCUACUUCCUUCCUUUUUUGUAGUACUAGGGAUGGAAACCAGGGCCUGGCACAUGCUAGGCAAGUGCUCUACCACUGAGCUACACCCCCAGCCCUUUUAUUUUAUUUUGAGAUGACCCAAGUUACCCAGUCUGGCCUUGAACGCAUGAUCCUCCUGCUUCAGCCUCCAGAGUAUGGGGAGCUGGUUUUGAUGGGACUGAGCCUGCAUUAUGGCCACCGUUUGGGUUAACUGUCAACAGUUUGAAGGGAAGAGGGAUUUGGCACAGUGUAAAAUGAUUUUCUCCUUUAUCUGUUCCUCUGAAUGAAUUUUACAGACACCCUCACACCCAGCCCUUCCAUCAGGGGGCACUUUGGACUGGAGAAUGUCACUGGUGGUAGAUCUGAAGUUCAGAAUGUGGCCACAACUUCUGAGUUGGGCCCAGCCUGGUCAAGCUGACCCGCUGGGGUGGGGGAUGUGAUGGGCAGGGAUAUCUGAGGGCCUGGCUCCUGCCACCUCCCCACAGUGCGAUUUAAAAGGUAGAACAGGCCCCUUACCUCCCAGGAUGCCUCGGUUGUUCCCCUGGUGGCAUGCAGGCUGUGCAGGUGCCCAUCUGGAUAGGGCAGCCGCCACUCACCUGUGACAAGCGGGUGGCAGUGUUCCCAGACCUACGCGGCAGCCUCUCCUGCAGCCUGGCUUACUGCUGUGUGCUGGGAGCCACCUUGGAAGAACAGGGACACCUCCCCCCCCCAGGAAAGGGGAUCCGCACUGCUCCGUAGGGUCACUCAGAACGGCUGAGAGUUCUGUGAAGCAGUGUCCAGCUGCUGAGCUGCUGGCCAAAGCAGGGGAGCCCUGUGACGACCAUGGAGAGGCUUCCCAGUGCCCAGCAGGUGGGAGUCCGUUCUCAGACCACCAGGACUUCCAUCCCGCAUCCGCUCACGGGUGCCAGAGGAUGGCAGGCGCAUGCUGUCCUCCCGUGUGGGCCCCUCGCGGGCUCUCAGGUCCCUGCUAGCCAGAGCUCCAGCUGCCUCUGAGAGCAGUGAGGCUCAGGGAGCCUUUGCCUGGGCCCAGGGGCCUCCGAAGCCCUGUACCCUGGCAGAGCCUGUGGGGGGUGGCAGUGAGGGAGGACAACGUGUGUCUGGGAAAAGGACACGUGACCUCGCAGAGAGCUGGGCAGCCAGGGACCCCGCCCACAGGCGCGCCCAGUGCUUGCCAAGCAUUCCACAGGGGUCCCUCCUGCACUCCUGCCAAAGAUGCUUGGGAACGUCCCAUUCCGUGCCAGGCUGGUGACCUCAGAGUUGAGCCUGUCCCUGAAGCUGUGACAUAAAGACCUGCUGUUCCUGUCACCCAGCGUGCUGGGGCUGAAGAGCCCAGGCUGCAUGGCGUGCCAUGACCAGCUCCUAGGCACCGCUGCCUGAGUGUCUGAAGGGCUGGGCCCCAGCAACUGGGGCUCAGGGGUCGUGAGGUCCCUUGUCUAUGGGGUGGCUGCCUGUGCCUGCUCCCUUCAGCACACUUAGGGCCCAGGCAUGUGUCCUGUGGACUAGGUUGUCCUAAGGCUCUCGAGGGCAGUCUGGUGAAGCCAGCAGUACCCUCUGGGUGGCUCAGCUGGCAUCCCAGGCUUGCCACUUUACAGCGCUCUUUAGGGAGCCUGGUGCUGCUUGUGUGGUGAGGCCCUGGGGGUCCCAACUCAGGAGGAGGAGGGGCUGAGCUGGGAGCCUCCCGGGGUUUCCCUGCCUUGGUGCUGGUUGAACUAACCCUAGUGUCCCGCAGCAGCCCAGGUGUGGGGGCAG